Sus scrofa (pig) is the source of this 1085-nucleotide messenger RNA. It is a transcript of the gene SLC51B, whose product is annotated as SLC51 subunit beta. Lineage: Eukaryota; Metazoa; Chordata; Mammalia; Artiodactyla; Suidae. Gene Ontology annotation, cellular component: protein-containing complex; plasma membrane. The record is from RefSeq and is a predicted model, not a curated record. Gene Ontology annotation, biological process: bile acid and bile salt transport. Gene Ontology annotation, molecular function: protein heterodimerization activity; transmembrane transporter activity.
AAAUAUUAAUACCAGGAAAUAGAGACCUCAAGUGGGCACACGAUAUAUCCCGUUGCAACGGUGGAACCCCCAGACUGAGGUCCUCUCCAGUCCUUUGUCCUAUGCUGGCCAAAGGAUCUGAAUGCUUUCUCUUUACUUGAGGACAACCUAUAAGAAGGAAAGCGCAGGGCUGCUGGUUCUUGCCAUUGUGAAAGUCACGUGGAGCCUGCCUGCCAUGUGAGGACAUUCAUUCAAGAGGUCAGUCACCUUGGAGGGACAGCGAAGGUUCUGGCCUGGGCGUGUGCUAAAUGCAGAGCUAUCGGAUGGGCCCAGAUGUCACGGGCCCUGCCUCACUGCCCCCCAGGUGACAGCCGUGUGGAAAACCCAGGUGCAAAGAACUUUGGGUGCUCCCCUGAAAGGAGAAGGAGGAAGAGAGAAAGCAGUGCUGCUCCCAACGGCAGAGCAGGGGUCUUCAGGGCUUUUUGCUAAGGGCCAGAACCUAAGAGGCCAAGAGACCAGUGGGAGGCCAAGGAAAGAGGCUAAGGACUUCGUCGUCAGAAACGUAUCCCAACCAGGAACAGAGGCAUGGACUUCAGUGAGGACGUUACUGGAGCCCCGCCCGGCACCUUGGUGCCUCAGGAGCUACUGGAAGAAAUGCUUUGGUUUUACCGCGUAGAAGAUGCUACUCCCUGGAAUGCUUCCAUGCUUGCCCUGGUGGCUGUGGUGGUCGUGAUAAGCUUUGUCCUCUUGGGAAGAAGCAUCCAGGCAAACAGAAAUCCAAAGACGCUGCCAUCGGAAAAACAGCAUCCAGAAGCCCUCUACCUGGCUGAGGUUGGAGCCAAAGAGAAUGACAACCUGACCAUCCUAAGGGAGACUUUGCUCUCAGAAAAGCCAAAUUUGGCCCAGGUAGAAAUGGAGUUAAAAGACAGGGAUGUGCCGCACGGAUUCCUUCUCGCAGACCCACGGGAAUCUGAGAGCUAGUGCAAGGGCAGGGCAGUGCACCCCGUGGCGCUAGUUGACGGAGGGAGUAAACUGCAAUCAAACUAAAAUUCUAUUAUGAAAACACAAACAAAACCUUUUUAAUAAAAUAUUUCUGGAUGUGGGCA